AUGUCGUUUUUAUGUAUCAACUGCUAUACAUCUCAAUAUAAUGAAGUCCAAAACGAUACCAGCAUAAAGCCACUGAGUAGAAACGAGGAACUUGCCAAAAUAGAGAUUUCAACUUUGGCAGUUCUGUUAUAUUUUUCAUUAUUUGGAAACACAGUCGUACUUUUCGUAUUAAAGUUCAAAUGCAAUACUUUAACAAGAAUGCAAUGGUUCAUUUUUCAUUUGUGUAUAGCUGACCUUUCAAUGGGAUUCUUUAACCUAUUACCACAAAUGGCAUGGGACAUAACCUAUCGUUUCCAAGGAAACGAUUUCCUUUGUAAAUUUGUUAAAUAUUUUCAAGUCGUUGCCAUGUAUGCCUCUUCGUAUGUUUUAGUGACGACAGCCAUUGAUAGAUACGUUUCUAUUUGUUACCCGAUCACAAGCCAAACUUGGACAAAUAAACGUAUUCAUUGUAUGAUAUCACUGGCUUGGAUUAUGUCUCUGUUAUGCGCAGUUCCACAGUUGGUUUUAUUUUCGUAUCAGGAAACUGAGCCCGGAAGUGACGUGUACGAUUGCUGGGAGAACCUUAGUACUGGACCUAUAUGGAAGCUGCAGAUUUAUGUCACGUGGAUAUUUGUGUCUAUUUACUUUGUUCCAUUCUGUAUAUUAACAGCUGCCUAUUCAAGAAUAUGUUACGUUGUGUGGAUCAGUGUGGGAUCUAGCUCUAACCUUCCCGAUACAAAACGAUAUCCCAGAAAAAUAUCCUUCAAUAAAACAUACUCCGUUCGUGAUUCGAACGCUGAAAAUGCUAUUAAUAAACCACGAGUCCAUCGAAAAGCCGUAUCUAAUUCCAAGCUUAAGACCAUCAAGCUGACACUUGCUGUUAUACUCUGUUACCUGUUUUGUUGGGGACCAUUCUUUAUUGCACAGAUGUGGUCAGCUUAUGAUUUCAACGCACCAUUUACUCAUUCUGCUAUGGUGGUAAUUUUAUUAUUGUCGGGAUUAAACAGUUGUGUCAAUCCAUGGUUAUUUUUAGCGUUUAGUGGACGGAUGUGUACCAAGGUAAAACUUUCAUCUCGCCAGUCAGCGUAUACCUUCACAACUGGAACGGAAUCGGAUGGGCGCUACAGAAGUCCCUCAUUAAAAGAAGGCAACUCAGCCAUUGUGAAAUUAAAUCCAUCAAGAAACGGCAGUAACUUAUUGGUUCGAAACUCUAGAUUUUAA
Molecule: messenger RNA, 1200 nt
Organism: Mytilus californianus (California mussel)
Lineage: Eukaryota; Metazoa; Mollusca; Bivalvia; Mytilida; Mytilidae
Product: cephalotocin receptor 1-like
Exons: 3
Coding region: 1-1200 (399 amino acids)
Biological process (GO): G protein-coupled receptor signaling pathway
Cellular component (GO): membrane
Molecular function (GO): vasopressin receptor activity; peptide binding
Source: RefSeq, a predicted model, not a curated record